Molecule: messenger RNA, 2815 nt
Organism: Orcinus orca (killer whale)
Lineage: Eukaryota; Metazoa; Chordata; Mammalia; Artiodactyla; Delphinidae
Gene: EBI3
Product: Epstein-Barr virus induced 3
Exons: 4
Coding region: 715-1479 (254 amino acids)
Biological process (GO): cytokine-mediated signaling pathway
Cellular component (GO): external side of plasma membrane; membrane
Molecular function (GO): cytokine receptor activity; protein binding
Source: RefSeq, a predicted model, not a curated record
AAGGGACUGGGGGCUCCUCCUCCGGAGCCCCAUGAACCAGGCAGUGAGUCAGAAGGGGAAGGGGAAGUAGGGGGCCUCGACUGGGGGCUGGGCUUUCCCCUGGGUGGGACCUGAGUCCCUUGCCUGCCCGAGGGUGCUCCCUGCCCCAGCCUCUGAAAGCAGAUCCCGCCUGAGCCAUGGCCCCAAGACUUGUCCUCACCCUCACCUUCUGGGUGGGUUGCUCACUUUGCUGCGGGAGAGAAGGUACGUGGGGACCCGGGGAGGGUAGGGGGAGCCAGGGCAGAGGGACACUCUCUGAGGACUGGACUUUGUCUGCCGUGGAACAUCCUGGGUGGGGUGGGAGCUCACACACCUUCUGUAUGACCACUGAUGGGAGGGGGUUACCAUCCCAUUGCAUGGGUGGGGGAAACUGAGGCACAGAGAGGGCAAGAGCUACCCCAAAGGGACCGGGAAGUGGCAGCCACAGCCUGGAGGAAGGGAGGGUGAGAGAGAAAGAAAUUUUAAUUGUAUCCAUUCAUUUCAUGUGAUUCAAAACAAAACCAUCACAAAGAGGGGGUCCAGUAAAGCAUCUCCCUCCCCCCAGAAAUCCCCGCCAACCCUAGGUCCCCUCUGUGGGUCCUUCAACCUCAGUUUCCCCAUCUGGAAAAUGGGCUAAUAGUUCCUGCUUUGGUGGGUUGGAGCGAGAGCGAGAGGUGAUGUAGGUGCCUUUCAUUCAUGCACUCAUUUAUUCCACAAACCUCUAUUAGGCUCCUAAUGUGUGCCCAGCACUGGCUGGCAGUGAGGUGGGGGCCAAGCCACGGUAGGACUUUGAUGGUCCUGGGUGAAUCAGAAGCUCAUGCUCUCCCUCUCUCUCCGGGCCCCCCAGCAGCUGUCACCCAGCCCAGGGUGCGGUGCCAGGCCUCUAGGUACCCGAUCGCAGUGGAUUGCUCCUGGACCCUGCCGCCCGCUCCAAACUCCUCCAGGCCCACGUCCUUCAUUGCCACAUACAGGCUUGGCGUGGCAGCCCAUGGGGAGAGCUGGCCCUGCCUCCAGCAGACACCAGAGGCCACCAGCUGUAUCAUCCCUGACAUCCAGAUGUUCUCCAUGGUGCCCUAUGUGCUCAACGUCACGGCUGUCCACCCCCGGGGCGUCAGCAGCAGCUUCGUGCCGUUCGUCCCAGAGCACGUCAUCAAACCGGACCCUCCAGAAGGUGUGCGCCUGAGCCCCCUCCCUGGGCAGCGGCUCUGGGUGCAAUGGGAACCCCCCCGGUCCUGGCCCUUCCCAGAGAUCUUCUCACUCAAGUACCGGAUCCGCUACAAGCGCCACGGAGCUGCCCGCUUCCGCCAGGUGGGACCAAUUGAAGGCACAUCCUUCACCCUCAAGGCUGUGAGGCCCCAAGCCAAGUACUGCAUCCAGGUGGCUGCUCUGGACCUCACUGACUAUGGGGAAUCAAGCGCCUGGAGUCUCCCCGCCGUUGCCUCCGUGACCCUGGGCAAGUAGUGGGGGUUCCCUGCACCCGCGAAGGGGGGCUGUGCCCUUGACAUCCACCUAAGGGUGGAUGGGACCUGACUGGCCUGGGUUCACUGCUGCCGAGUUGCUGGGCAACCUUGGACAAGUGACUUUGCCUCUCUGAGCCUCAGUUUCUCAGUCUGUGAAAUGGGGAUAUACUGCCUGCCUCCUUUGACACAGUGCAAUGUUUUGUGAACUGUGAAUAUGAGAUUUUUUUAAAUUGUUUAAUUAGAAAAGGAUCAUUGUCACUAGAAUGAGGACUCUUCCUUCUUUUAACAGAUCCACAUGAGACCCUGUGAGGAGAGGACAGACCAGGACACACACACACAGUGAAUCCCCACUGCCACACACGGGGUCAGGGCUGGACCAGAGAAAGAGACAGGGCUGGGGGAGUCAGGGCAGGGGUAGUGGGUGUUCCACCUGGGAUGGAAUGAUGAAUCCAUUCAGUUCAGUUCAGUUUGGUUCACCUCAAAAGCUGCCCAGAUGUGAGCCCCACUGUGGGUGGACACCAAUGGCACAUGAGUUUGUCUGGGAAGCUCUGAGGAGGGGAAAACACAGCCAGGCUCUGAAGGAUUUUCUCAAUCCAGGAGCUUCUCGGUACAUUUCACUCAGGUCUCAAUUCCAAGGUCACCUCCUCCAAGAAGCCUUCCCUGACCACCUCAUCUAGGGCAAGCAGAAUAAAGACCCCCCCCCAAAGAUAUCUAUGUCCUAAUCCCCAGAACCUGUGAAUGUGAUACCUUACACAGCACAAGGGACUUUGCAGAUGUGAUUAAUUUAACAAUCUUGAGGAUCCUUAAAGAUUGAGGAUCUUUCAUUAAGUUAAUGAAAAUGGGGACUUCCCUGGUGGUGCAGUGGUUAAGACUCCAUGCUCCCAAUGCAGGGGGCCCAGGUUCGAUCCCCGGUCAGAGAACUAGAUCCCACAUGCCUGCUGCAACUAAGAGUUUGCAUGCCACAAGUAAGGAGCCAGCAAGCCACAACUAAGGAGCCCGCCUGCCACAACUAAGACCUGGUGCAACCAAAUAAAUAUAUUUUUUAAAGUUAAUGAAAAUGAAGUAGAGUUAUAUUGUAUUAUCCAGGUGGCCCCAAGGUAAUCACAAGUGACCUUAUAAAAGAGAAGCAGGAGGGUCAGAGGGAGACAGAGAAGGUGAUGUGACAGUGGUAGCAGAAGUCAGAGUGAUCCAGGACCGCGAGCCAUGGAACUCUGGCAGCCUCUAGAAGCUGGAAAAGACAAGGAAAUGGAUUCUCUCCUGAAGCCUCCUGAAGGAACCUGCCACCCAUUUUAGACUUCUGACCUCCAAAACUCUAAUAAAUGUGUUGUUUAAAAAUA